AUGGAGGACGAUUUUGAUACUGGUGACCUAUUCAAGGACCCUGAGGGGUUCUACCCUGAGGAGAAACAGCCCACAUUCGCCGAACACCACAUGUUGUCAGGACAGACGGUGCGCGUGCGUCUUGUGGGCAGCCACCCACUUUACGGAAAUUUGCUAUGGAACGCCGGCCGAACAACUGCGCAUUAUAUUGAAGAGCAUGCGGACUCCCUCGUUCGCGGCAGGGAUGUCCUUGAGAUCGGCGCCGCGGCGGGCGUCCCUAGCAUUGUCAGCUCGAUCCUAGGGGCUCGCACCACGGUGAUGACUGAUUAUCCGGACGCGGACCUGGUGUCCAAUAUGCAACACAAUGCGGAUCUGUCGGUUGAUAUGAUUCCAUCCAAGUCGCAAUUGUUUGUUGAAGGCUACCAAUGGGGCAAACCUGUGGGACCGCUACAGGCACAUAUUCCUUCCACCCAGGAAGCCCCAGCAACCUUUGACGUCUUGAUCAUGGCAGACGUGGUUUACAGCUGGCGUGAACAUGGGAACCUUGUCAAGACCAUGCAGAUGACUCUUAAGAAAGAUCCCAAGGCUGUGGCUUUAGUCAUCUUCACUCCCUACCAGCCAUGGUUGUUGCCGCAGACUGAGAAGUUCUUUCCGCUGGCGGAGGCGGGUGGGUUCACAGUGACUAAGAUCUUCGAGAAGCUCAUGGAUGCGGUUUUGUUCGAGGAUGAUCCUGGUGAUGAAAGGCUUCGGCGGACAGUGUUUGGUUAUGAAUUACGCUGGGCACUGGACCAACUGGAGGACACCACUUGA
This is a messenger RNA of Penicillium odoratum, 789 nucleotides long. RefSeq names its product putative nicotinamide N-methyltransferase Nnt1 (gene efm7). The coding region runs from base 1 to 789 and encodes 262 amino acids. Lineage: Eukaryota; Fungi; Ascomycota; Eurotiomycetes; Eurotiales; Aspergillaceae. Gene Ontology annotation, biological process: peptidyl-lysine dimethylation. The record is from RefSeq and is a predicted model, not a curated record. Gene Ontology annotation, molecular function: protein-lysine N-methyltransferase activity. The transcript is spliced from 3 exons.